AUACACACACUUAAUAUAACUUAGUGAUAUGUCAUUUAAACGAUAGUUUCCUUGCAAAAAAUUUAGAAUUAUCACUAAAUUAGUCAAGAUAUGAAUCGCGCCAACAGUGAAGUUUGAAUAAGUUGUCUAUGGUUGUCUGCAGUACAUCAACAAUCCUGUGGAUAUUUUGAAAGCCGCCAAUCACAACAUAACAGGUGCACUGAAAUUGAUUGCGUGAUGUCACGAAGAUCUCAGAAAGACAGCGAAAUUGAAGCAGGUGUGAAGAUGAGGAUGACAUGUUUAAAUGCCGGGGAAGAACUAAAGUACGGUGGUUCUGAUACCGAGAUAGCUCAGAUUUUACACAACGCCUGUGUGACGCACAAGAAAAAUAAAGCAACGAGAGAGGCUUGUAAUGUUGUUACUUUUAUUAACACAAGAUCGAUUGGUGUAUAUGACAUUAUCACUGGCGAGUUAUUAUUCUCAUUUCGUUUGAUCGAUGUGAGGGAUAUAACUAAAGGUCUAGGUCGUCAUUCUAAGAUCUCAGUUCUUGUUGCAAGAGAAUACAACGAAGCAUCAUUUAAGGCUUACGUUUUUUACAGCAAGAAGACACCUGCGUGUUUUUAUAAUGUCAUUAGGAGAGCGUUUCAGCGGAGCUCUGAAACAUUCAAAUAUUUAAAUUGUAAGAACACCGCCGAAGAGUCCUGGUGGCAAUUGAACGGCAGUCACCCAUAUACGACACCCCGUCGAGAAAAUAUUUUUACUAAGAACAGCAUUGUUGGAGCAGUAUACAAUAAUCUUGGGCUGUUUUGUGAAUCUACAGAUAUUUCAAACUCGGAAGACGAAGAAUUUGAAGCGAAGUCAGAGCAAACAUGCUUAAUACAUUCAAGUUUGGUCAUCCACGUUUAGACUUGAGUUUGGGGCAGUUAUUGAUUGACAGUCUAUUUCAAUUAUAAAGGGAGUUCAGAUACUUAUGCCCAACUCUGAAGUCUGGAGCCUCAGCCACUGCUACGUUAGUGACUUCACACACUGUUUUAAGGUCUCCUCACCCAGUCACACGAUCAACUAAGGACAGUGCUCAAUCAAAGAAAGAUUGCAUUCCAUACAAUAGAACUUUAUCCGAUUUGGAAUAUGAACAGUUCGACGUCUAAAACGGGCCUCGAUUAGAGAUAAAAAAGAGAAUAUACUAUUAUUGUUAUAAAAAUAAGAGAAUAUACUAUUAAGACAUAAUGAUUCUACUGAUUCUAUAUUAUCAAAACUUGAAUAAA
Dendronephthya gigantea is the source of this 1244-nucleotide messenger RNA. RefSeq lists its product as uncharacterized. The coding region runs from base 217 to 885 and encodes 222 amino acids. The record is from RefSeq and is a predicted model, not a curated record. The transcript is spliced from 2 exons. Lineage: Eukaryota; Metazoa; Cnidaria; Anthozoa; Malacalcyonacea; Nephtheidae.